Lolium perenne is the source of this 1061-nucleotide messenger RNA. Its product is annotated as probable plastid-lipid-associated protein 4, chloroplastic. The record is from RefSeq and is a predicted model, not a curated record. NCBI's taxonomy places the organism in Eukaryota, Viridiplantae, Streptophyta, Magnoliopsida, Poales, Poaceae.
CCGCUCUGCCCGCUAGCCACUCAAAAACCGCGCGACGCGACUCCUUCGAGAAUCGAGAGCAACAAGGCCGCCACGAGUGCACCUGCAGCGCACACCUGUCGUGCCGUGCCCUGCCAUGGCGCUCGUCUCGCUCUCGCUCCCGUCCCCCGCCGCCUCCUCUUCCAACCGCCUCCUCGCAUCGUCGCCGUCGCCGAGCAGCGGCUGCGCCGGCAGCAGGAGAGGCCUACGAGCUGCAAGCCACGGCAGCCUCACUCAAACCGCCGCGCCGGGCCGUCGGGGCGACGUGCGGUGGCGGGCGCCCGUGUCGCUGUCGUCCUUCUCCUCCUUCCUGCCGUCCUUCUUCAAGAACAACAAGGGGAAGGAGGACGAGGAGAAGGCCGCGAGGCUCAAGGAGGAGCUCCUGGCCGCCAUCGCGCCGCUCGACCGCGGCGCCGAGGCCACGCAGGAGGACAAGGACCGCGUCGAGGAGAUCGCCCGGCGGCUGGAGGAGGCGAGGCCGGCCAAGGAGCCGCUCAAGUCCGAUCUCCUCAACGGGAAGUGGGAGCUCCUCUACACCACCUCCACCUCCAUACUGCAGCCACAGAGGCCAAAGUUCCUGAGGCCAUAUGGGACGAUCUACCAAGCAAUCAACACAGACACUUUAAGAGCUCAAAACAUGGAGACAUUGCCUUACUUUAAUCAGGUUACUGCCAACUUGGUACCUCUCACUUCUAGAAGAGUUGCAGUUCAAUUUGAUUACUUCAAAAUAUUUAGUCUGAUUCCAAUCAAAGCACCAGGAAGAGGUAAAGGGGAACUAGAAAUAACAUAUCUUGACGAAGAGCUCAGGGUUUCAAGAGGAGACAAGGGGAACCUGUUCGUGCUGAAGAUGGCCGACCCAACGUACAGAGUUCCAUUGUAAUAAUAGUUGAUAGCUAGUAGAUGCUAAUGUGUACCGCUACAAGAAAUCAGGUGCCAGCUAUCUUGAAUAGUUACCUUUUUCCGCCCCGACGCAAUGUGGGACAUGUACAUAUGAAGAUUUGGGCACAGUCCGUAUAACAGAAAGCACUUUUAAACUGACAGAA